GAAUCAACCGAAUAAAUUAGAUAUUUUAUAUAUAUUAUACAUAUUCAGCUGCUUUUCGACGGGACUGUUCGUGGGGAUUGAAGCUUUUGGACUAAGAAAUGGAUUCCCAGCAAUCUCACGCAGUGACUUCGACCAAUAGUGCAAGGAAGAAGAAGAAGAUCAAGCAGAAAUCACUUUCAGCUGAAGAGGAAACACUUUCAAUUUCAAUGGAUGCUAAGACCAAUGUAAUAUCUACACCUGGAAACAAGAAGAAGAAAAAGAAGCAGAAGCAGCAACAGGUAGCAGACAUUUCAGAUAAUGAAUCUUCACCUGUGGAAGAAGCUGCACCUUCCCAAGAAAGCAAGAAAUCUAAGAAGAAGAAAAUGAAAAGGAAAGCUGAGAAUAAUGAUCAGUCUCCGGAUACAAAGAUACCUCGAACUGAAGAACCAGAGGAUGAAGACGCAGGGAACGAGAAAGAGAACGAAGAACAAGGUGAAGGUGAAGAUAAAGAAGAAGCCAGUCAAGAGGAAGAAGCUGACAUGAUAGAUACGGAAGAGAUUUUAUCAGACACCAGCUUUUCCUCGCUGACGGAUAAAGUAUCUGAUCUGACGUUGAAGGGCGUGGCCGAUAUGGGAUUUACUCAUAUGACGGAAAUCCAACACAAGGCUAUACCACACAUGCUGGAGGGCAAAGACAUUCUGGCUGCUGCGAAGACGGGAAGCGGAAAGACGUUGGCCUUCCUCAUCCCUGCGGUAGAACUAAUGUACAAACUCAAGUUCAUGCCAAGAAAUGGUACUGGAGUACUGAUCAUCUCACCAACCCGCGAGCUCUCUAUGCAGACCUAUGGUGUCCUCAAAGAGCUGUUGGAGCACCACUACCACACGUUUGGACUGAUCAUGGGUGGGACUGACCGUACCACGGAGGCCAAGAAAUUGGCCAAAGGAAUCAACAUCAUGGUGGCCACACCGGGCAGACUGCUUGACCAUAUGCAGAACACACCACAGUUCAUGUACAAGAAUCUCCAGUGCCUGAUCAUUGAUGAAGCUGAUAGAAUCCUAGAGGUUGGCUUUGAAGAAGAAAUGAAACAGAUCAUCAGACUACUCCCCAAGAGAAGACAAACAGCGCUCUUCUCAGCCACCCAGACCCGCAAGACCGAGGAUCUAGCGAGGAUAUCACUCAAAAAGGAGCCAGUGUAUGUAGGAGUAGAUGAUCACAAGGAAUCAGCUACAGUCGAUGGCUUGGAACAGGGCUACGUGGUGUGUCCGUCAGAGAAGCGUUUCCUCCUGCUCUUCACAUUCCUUAAGAAGAAUCGGAACAAGAAGGUGAUGGUGUUCUUCUCUUCCUGUAUGUCUGUCAAAUACCACAGUGAGCUACUCAACUACAUAGAUCUACCGGUCAACUCUAUACAUGGUAAGCAGAAACAGAGUAAACGCACCCAGACCUUCUUCAGGUUCUGCAAUGCCCAGACAGGCAUCCUCCUGUGUACAGACGUUGCCGCCAGAGGUCUGGACAUCCCCGCCGUUGAUUGGAUCGUUCAGUAUGACCCGUCAGAUGACCCAAAGGAGUACAUCCACAGAGUUGGACGUACAGCUCGAGGGUUAAAGGGCAAAGGUCAUGCCCUCCUUAUCCUUAGGCCAGAGGAGCUCGGUUUUGUACGUUACUUGAAGCAUGCCAAGGUACCGCUGAAUGAGUUUGAGUUCAGCUGGAGCAAGGUCUCAGAUAUUCAAUCUCAGCUGGAAAAGUUAAUAGAGAAGAACUACUUCCUUCACCGGUCAGCCCAGGAAGCAUACAAGGGAUACGUCCGAGCAUACGACGCCCACAGUCUCAAGAAGAUCUAUGAUGUCAAUACCUUGGAUUUACAGAAGGUUGCUAGGUCCUUUGGCUUCAAGGUCCCACCCAGCGUUGACCUCAUGGUUUAUGGCAGUAAGAAGCAGCAGCGUGAAGCCAGGAAGAAGUUCAGCUAUGUAGAACUCAACCAGAAGAUGGCCCACAAGACUAAGAUCUACAAACACAUACCAGGGAAGAACAAGGACAGGAGACAGUUCUCAAGAUAACAGCUGGAAGAUAUCAGACCAAGAUCUUCUAUCGUAUCACAGUUCUGAGUCUGAGAUAAGGAUUGUGAACAGUUCUUAGAAUCCAGAUGAGGCAAGAAUAAGAUCUAAACAUAUACUAGGAAAGAAGGAGAGGAGACAGUUUUCAAGAUUACAGCAGGAAGAUAUCAGAUCAAGAUCUGAUCUAGACCACUGGUCUUGAGUCUCAGAUGAGGAUUGUGACACAGUUAUUAGAUUCCAGAUGAGACAAGUUCUACAAACACAUACCAGGAAAGGACAUAAGACAGAAGACAGUUUUGAAGAUUACAGGUAGAAGAUACUAGACCAAGAACUAAAUUUACAUCUAGGCCUAAAGGUGAAGGUUAUAGACAGUUUUAAAGUUCCUAAGACAGGACCAAGAUCUAUAAACAUGUACAAGGAAAGAACAAAGAUGAGACCAUUCUCAAGGUAACAUCUAGAAGAUAUUAGACCAAGAUCUACUGUAUCAUCCUAGACCCAAGAUGAUUAUAGACAAUAAAAAAAUACAGACAAGACAAAGUCAGAAUUUCUGAAUGCUUUCUUUCAAACAGCGAAGAAAGCAGGCAUCCUCUCAAGAUGUAAGUUACGACUUCAAGUGUGACUGGUUACAUUGGCUUGCACUUAAUGGCCCCAGCUUUUUCUGUCUGAAUAUGAGAGUGAACUGUUUCAUAAUUCUCAUCAAUUAUUAAUCCUGAUUAACGUUAUCUUAUUACUCCACAUAAAAUGGCUUUGAAUUGAUUUGUGAACUCAAUUGAUGUACAGAAAUUAAGUGGAAGUUCGCUUUGAGAAAAUACUUUUUAUUUUCUCUUUAAAAAAAAUGCUUGUCUCCAUUCCUCCAGUUCACUUUCUCUCUUUCUCACAUUUACAUGCUGUUAUUUAUUUGUGUUGAUUUUCUCCUUUUUUUGGGGGGGGCAGCAGGGGGCAUUGAUGAAUUAAAAGUUAAAGUAAUUCCACCCCAGAAAAAUAUUUGAAAAACAAUAAAGCAAAAUCAACCAAGCACAACAUUGGAAUUUUAUCAGAAUCAGUUGUGAAAUAAGAAAGUUGUAACAUUUAAAUAUUUCGCUGAUUUUUCACGAAGCAGUUAUAUGCACAACUCAGUGAUAUGCAAAUGAGAGUUGAUGAUGUCCCUAAUUCACUAUUUCUUUUGUUUUGUAUUGUGUCACAAUUUAUUUACUUUAAACAGAUUUGACAAAAACGACCCUCUUGAUUGAACCACAAAAGGUACAAUUCAAUGGUCAAGGAGAAAUAAAAGUUGUUUUACAUUACCAUUAGGAAAAUAUUAAACAAUUGCAUAUUUCACAAAUUAAGACAACAUAAAGUAUUGAAUGUGUGAUGUCAUACUUUCCCUCAUUUGCAUAUCUACCAAGAUGUGCAUAUAAUUGUUUUGUGAAAUAAAGUAACAUUUCUGAAUAUCCUGACUUUCUUUAAUAUUAUACAUCUGAUUUUGAUGAUAUUUUCAGUAUUUAGCUUGUUUGAUUUUCUCUAUUUAUUAAUAAAAUUCUACUUUUUGUUGUGGUGAAAUUGCCCCUUCAUAUUCAGUAAUUAUAAUACUUUUGUGAAAAUUAGUUAUCGAACAAAAAAUUGAUAAAAUAUGCUUUUGAAAUAUAAAUGAUACACAUAUUGGCAAAUCCAUUAAUUAUGCAUGUCUGAUCCAUUAUGUAUGUGGACCCUUCCUGAAACCAAUUUUCUCUGUUUUCUUCUUCAUCUGAGAAGUUGAAAUGAUCUCAUGGCCUGAGCAGUUCAUAAAGUAAAUGUAAGAAUGGAGAAAAAUUGGGGUCGGGCCAAACCAGAAAAUUAUGAUUUUAUGGCAUUUCUCAAAUAAUAUUUUCUUAGUUCUGUGAAAAAUGCUCUACUCAUGCACAAUUAUGUGAUAUAUAAUUCAAUAAAUUCACACGUUAUUAAAAAA
Lytechinus variegatus (green sea urchin) is the source of this 3954-nucleotide messenger RNA. RefSeq names its product ATP-dependent RNA helicase DDX18-like. Lineage: Eukaryota; Metazoa; Echinodermata; Echinoidea; Temnopleuroida; Toxopneustidae. The transcript has 15 exons. The record is from RefSeq and is a predicted model, not a curated record. Gene Ontology annotation, molecular function: ATP binding; RNA helicase activity; nucleic acid binding. The coding region runs from base 99 to 2033 and encodes 644 amino acids. Gene Ontology annotation, cellular component: nucleolus. Gene Ontology annotation, biological process: maturation of LSU-rRNA from tricistronic rRNA transcript (SSU-rRNA, 5.8S rRNA, LSU-rRNA).